Aspergillus japonicus CBS 114.51 is the source of this 1371-nucleotide messenger RNA. RefSeq lists its product as uncharacterized. The record is from RefSeq and is a predicted model, not a curated record. The transcript has 4 exons. NCBI's taxonomy places the organism in Eukaryota, Fungi, Ascomycota, Eurotiomycetes, Eurotiales, Aspergillaceae. Bases 1 to 1371 code for a protein of 456 amino acids.
AUGCCUUCCAACAGCCAGAGUUCACGGGUUAAGGAUAAAUCUUUCCCCAGUGCACUUAAAGAUCUGGAACUAUCGGCAGCAGCUGUGCUUCAACACCUGAAAACGAUUGGUAAAUUCGAUAACAUGCAAACGCAGAUCGACGACCUCACACGUCAGCUAUCAGAGGCCAAUCAAGCAUUGGAAAAGAUGCAAAAAGACCUGAGACAGCAGGAGGCAAUAAAAGAGUCAAUCACGAUAUCAUUUGAGAAACGGGCCAUACAAUGGAAAGAAAGAGAAACCGACUUGGAAGCCCAGAUUAACGACUUGAAACAUAAAGCUGAAUCAACCGCCCGACACCAAUCACAGGAAUUAGAGAAAAAGGCAGAAGGGUACGAACAAAUUAAUCGCAACUUAGAAGUCCAACUUCGGCGGCAAAAGACCCAGACCACCCAAUUAGAGCUUCGCUUGCAGGAAAGUCAAGCAGAACUCCAAGAGCUCCAAGAGGAUAUCCGGAUUAUCCAUAACAAAUCUGAUUGCUCCAAGUCCUUCGAAGUGCUCGAAAAGGCUCUAUACCACCUUGCUCAGAAAUUCUUUACAGAACCUCUGCAAUAUGUUGACCAAGAUUCAGCUCGAUUUCAUCAUUCCCUCCAAUUGAUAUCUAUCCCCUACAAUGACUACCGUCUCGUGCCGCGUGCUCGAAUGGCACAAUCUCAAAUCGUGCAUCGGCUGAUUACCGAUAUCUUUAAACCCAUUUGCCUAGGAUCACCGAAGGGUAGCAUGAGUAUGAGCGACGCACUCCGAAGAUGCGACAAAAUGAGAAGUCGCCAAAAAGCGAUCCUCCGAUCACUUUUGAUGAUUGCCUUUGAGCCAGAAGAAGUACGACUUCAGAACGAGAUGAUCCAAUCCGUUUCUUCAGACCUGCUUCUGGAUUUAAAAAGGUUUUUGCGGCCGGAGGACGAAAGCUCUUUUCGUCAGGAGCUAUUGGACUUUGUUUCAUCUGCCGCCCAGGUAUGGAAUAACUUCAAAAAGGGCUCGGAAUGGAUCAUGGCGACGUGCGAAGUGCAUAGCUAUCCUCAUGGCUGGAGAAUCGUCAAAGAGAACUUAGAUCAUGGAACUCCGGCAAAUGCAUCGAGCGGCCCUUCCCUGGUGGUUUUCCCCCAGAUCAUCCGCGACGGGACCGAUCCUGUGCUGUACCACGGCUCUCAACGAGAACACCCUAGUCGGCGAGUGUCGGAGUCUCGAACACACAGGAAUUCAGUCACGCCGAGGUCCUUAGUGGGUGCUGGUGAAUCCACAUGUCAGAAUUCGGAAUCGGAGAGAUCGCCUAAGCCACUCAUAAAGCGGCCCCUAUCAGAGACUAAAGGGAAGGGAAAGGGUAGGUCGACUCAAUAA